Messenger RNA from Frieseomelitta varia, 1442 nucleotides. RefSeq names its product intraflagellar transport protein 57 homolog (gene IFT57). Lineage: Eukaryota; Metazoa; Arthropoda; Insecta; Hymenoptera; Apidae. The transcript has 7 exons. Gene Ontology annotation, biological process: intraciliary transport; non-motile cilium assembly. The coding region runs from base 75 to 1298 and encodes 407 amino acids. Gene Ontology annotation, cellular component: cilium; Golgi apparatus; intraciliary transport particle B. The record is from RefSeq and is a predicted model, not a curated record.
UAUUUCAUAUAUAAAUAUAAAUAUUAUUCGUAAAUUAUUUAUAUGAAUCUUCAAAAUAAUACAAUAUAAAAGCAAUGUUUCGAGACGCUCCAAAGAUCCUUAUAGAAGAUGGAUCUUCUCCGUCUGCUUCUUAUGUUAUGUAUGUUAGAAUGGAAGAUUUACUAGAAAAAUUAAAAUUGUUAAAUUAUGAUAUUGAAUUUCUACCAGAGUUUAAAAUCAAGGCUAUAAAUAGGAAUUAUUUUGUAACACAGACAAAUCCAGGAGAGCAAUUUUAUACAUUUACAUUGUUAGCUGCAUGGUUAAUUAGAAAAGCAGGUGGAAAGUUUGAAGCUCCACAAGAAUCAGAUGAUCCUAAUGCUACAAUAGCCAUAAUCCUGGAUUAUUUAAGAGAUACUAAUGUAUCAAUAGAAUUUCCACCUAAUAAGCUUAAACAAGGGAGUGGUGAACAUGCCAUUUAUGUUUUAGAUAAUUUAGCAGAUGAAGCAUUAAAAGCACAAAAGUUUCAAUGGAAAAAAGUACAAAUAUCACCCGACGAACCAAGUAAUGAACCAGAUAUAGAAGAUGACGAUGCGGAGUUAAUUUUAGAAAAAGUAGAAGAGGAAAUGAUGGCUGAAUAUGAUGAUGAAGAUGAGGAUAUUUUACAUGUUGAUGAUAUUACAAAACUAUAUGGGCAAAACUUUAAUGAAAUGCAAAAACCUGAUGAUAUUUUAGAAUCUAAAACAAAUAGAGAAGAGUGGCAAUUAGAAUUAGAAAGAGUUUUGCCUCAACUCAAAGUAACGAUAAAAACAGAUUCAAGAGACUGGAGAUCACAUAUAGAGCAAAUGAAACAAUUACGUACAAAUAUAGCAACAAAUUUAACUGGAACCAAAAGUCAAUUAGAUAAACUACAUAUUGAUAUAUCUAAUACUUUAGAUAAAAUAAAAACAAGAGAAUCUUAUUUAAAUAGACAACUUGAGUCUAGUUUGAAGCAAUACCAAAUGCUUCAAGAUGAAUUGUCAAAAAUUAAAGAACAAUAUCGAGAUGCUAGUGGAGGUGUUACAGAGAGAACCAGAAUUUUUAAUAAAUUAUCAGAAGAAUUGGAACAUGUAAAAAAAGAAAUGGAUGAACGAGGAUCGAGUAUGACAGAUGGAACGCCGCUCAUAAAUAUAAAAAAGACGAUUACUAAAAUGAAAACUGAAAUUUCCGAAAUGAAUAUUCGAAUUGGCGUAUUAGAAUAUAGUUUAAUGUGUGCGAGAAUACGUGAUCGCACACAAUUUCAAGAAGAUAUGAAUAAUCAAAAUACUAUCACUAUAAGUUGAGAUAACGUACAAAUAGUAUUGUUAUCAUCAUAAUGGUAUCGUCUUAUCAUAAAUUUUUAACAACACUGAAACAAAAAAUAUUAGUUUCCUUUUGUGUAAGUUACAUACUAUUUAUUUAGUUUCUCACUCUAAUAAUAAUCUUUA